AUAAGGUGGGAGGUGUGUGCCGGCCGUCAGUCGCCCGCGUGUCGUCGUCAGGGGAGGUGUACGCUGUCUUGUGUCAUAGUUUACUCACGCACGCACGUCUUUCGUCUCUCGCUUACCGACUGUCAAUAUGAUGUGCAAGGUGUUACUUUUGGCUUUCGUGGGUGUUGCGUGUGCUGCCUCCGUGGAGAAGCGCCAAGGAGCCCCCGUAGCCCAGGCGAGAGACGGCGCUCACGGACACUCAGGGCAUGGCGGUGGUUCCUCCUACGCCGCUCCUGCUCCCUCCUCCUACGACGAGGGCGGCUCCCAGGGCAACCUCUACUACUACUACUACCCCGUGUCAGAGUACGGUUCCGCUGAGGUUGCUGAGGGAGGGUUCGAUGUGUUCGCCGCUGUGAUCCUACCUCUGCUGAUCAUCGGUGGUAUUCUUCUGAUCCUGUCCUCGCUCACCUUCACGCUUACCAACGGCAGAGCGAUGUCAGAUGAGCCCCGCGAGGCCUCCAUUGUGGAUGAGCUGCAUGACGAGAUCGAGCGCGUGUUCUACCUCUACCUGAACGCCUUUGAGAGCGAGCAGUGCAUCCAGAGAACCAUCUGUCAGCUCGGGACCUACGCCAAGGACUUCAAGGGCAAGAACUUCGUCCUCAGCCUGGUGGAGACCCUGGCGCCUGAGGGAAUGAAGAACAACGUGGCCAUCUUUGCGAAGGCCGCCAAGUCCGGUUAUGACACCGGCAAAUGCAAGCAGUUCAGAUGCGUCGCCCCGAAGCUCCUGGACAACUGAGCCUCCCCGUGACUAACCUGACUGACCCGACGAGCUACCUUGACUGCGUAACCCGACAGCGGACUGAGCUAUUACUGACACGGACCGACUUGUUGCUUGUUGAUUUUUCGGCGUUCAAAGAAAAGAAAUAAAAGAAAAUGAGUUAGGAAGUAUUUUUUUUUAUUUUAGAGGAGUUAAGUAUAUAUUCAUACAGAAGGACGCUCACGUGAUGUAAUGAGGCUUUAUUGUUGCUGUGAGUGUUCGUGUCUGUGUGUGUGGUGUACGAAUGAUUGGCUUUCGUUGUGUCGUGUGUUCCUUUAUUAGUUGAUGGAGGUUGUCGUGUUUUGAGUUCCCCGCUGUCUCCCUUCACUGCUGGUCAGUCCUAGGUGAGCAGUGACAUGAAGUACGUCAUUUAUUUAAUGACCUUGUAAUCUCACUUUUAAUUUAAAUACCUUGAUUUAAAUACCUAUCCACGCAUCCUUCAAAUCCCCUCCUACCCAGACAUCAGUGAUUUAAAUGUCGUAUCCUACACUUACUUUAAUUUAUUUACCUUACCGUAUCCCAAAUAUCCAUUAAAACGCCUUAUCCCUUAUCUUGUAUCCUCCUACUCACUCAUAUAGUUUAGGUAUCGCAUCCCAUCCAUACAGUCUUCCUUAAUUCAGAUGUCUGACACUCACUCAUUCCCUCUAACUGUUUUGUAUAUUUCUAUGAAUAGUAUUUAUUUAUUUUUAUCUUGCUGUCGUGUGUCGGAGUGACCGAUCCGGGAUAAAAGAGUUGAUAAUGCUGAUGACUUUUUUUUUUUUACAAUUCUCAGGGUUAUUUUUUGUUGUUAUUUCCUUUUUACAUUUUUCGAUGUUGCUACCAUUUGAAAAUUUGUAGUUGUUGUUAUGUUGCACUAAAAGAGAGUUUGUAAUCAAUCUGGCGUCUUAUUGUUUCGUUUGUCAGUUUGUUUGUUUGUUUGGUCUUGGUCAUUUGUUUUAUUUAGCUCGAGUUCCUCUUUGAAUCGGACGCAGCAGCUGCAGGCCCACAAACAUUCUUCUGUUCCCUUCAAGUUCUGCCUUCAGUGCCAUGUUCUUUCUGUCCUGAAAAGAAAAAUAGAAGAAUCA
Molecule: messenger RNA, 1860 nt
Organism: Portunus trituberculatus (swimming crab)
Lineage: Eukaryota; Metazoa; Arthropoda; Malacostraca; Decapoda; Portunidae
Exons: 3
Coding region: 128-775 (215 amino acids)
Source: RefSeq, a predicted model, not a curated record